AGGAGCUGCGGCAACGUGGCUUGCACGAAUGGCUGGCGUCACUGUCUUUUGAUAACCCUGAUUGUCCUGACCUGCAGCUGACCAUGGGUGCAGUAAUUGUGGAAGAAAUGAGGGUGGCUGUAGAAGCAGCCACCGGUUUCAGGUGUUCAGCUGGAAUUUCGCACAACAAGACUCUGGCAAAACUGGCCUGUGGGUUAAACAAGCCCAACCGCCAGACGCUAGUAUCUUCGCGAUUUGUCCCACAGCUCUUCAGCCAACUGCCCGUCAGCAAUAUCCGUAACCUGGGAGGCAAGCUUGGCACUGCCAUCACAGACAUCCUGGGAGUAGAGUACAUUGGGCAGCUGACACAGUUCAGUGAGACAGAGCUCCAGUCUCACUUUGGAGACAAAACUGGGUCCUGGCUCUAUGACUUAUGCAGAGGAAUUGAAGAUGAACCUGUCAAAAACCGGUACCUGCCCCAGUCCAUUGGCUGCAGCAAGAACUUCCCUGGGAGGACAGCCCUGGCCACACAGAAGGAGGUGCAGCACUGGCUCCUGCAGCUGGCCUUGGAGCUGGAAUCCAGACUGAUCAAGGACAGGAGCCAGAACCACCGAGUGGCCAAGCAGCUGAUGGUGGUCAUCCGCAUGCAGGGAGACACCCGGGUGUCGCGCUUUUGCGCUCUGUCCCGCUAUGAUGCCCAGAAGAUGUGCAACGAUGCCUUUGCCCUCAUCCAAAACUGCAACAUGGCUGGGGCUCACCAGGCGGCCUGGUCUCCACCGCUCAUAUCGGUGCUUCUCUCGGCAAGCAAGUUCUCAGAGCCUGCCACACUCCUCUCUGCAGGCAUUGCCACCUUCCUGACGAAUGAUACCCAGCCUGAUGGCACUGCCACCGCCAGCCAAAACACCAUGUCUUCUAGGAGGCCCAGGGUCAAGUUCUUUAGGAGCCCAAGCAAAGAGCUUAGGCAGAAGCCAGCUAAUGCUAUUGAGUCAUUCUUCCAAAAGGCGGCAGAAAGGCAGGAGUCACAGGCAGCAGCAGCAACCAGCCUGCCUGCUGCUACCGCUGCAGAGUCACCUGUGCCCAGCUCCCCGGAGCACCAAGAGAGAGAUGGUGUUGGACUUGCCUCUGUGCAGUGUGACUUGGAGUCCCCUGUGAAGCGGAGUCCCAAAGAUGGGAGCCCUACUUCUCCUUACAAGAGGCUUCCCUGUGAGAAGUCGCUGUUUGAUGCUACACAAACACCCUCGACUCCACCGAGCUCCAGGACCCUUCUGAAAUUAGAGCCAGCUAUAGAGGGGAAUGAGCAGAAUUUGCCACCCUCUCCUGAGCUCACCCCGCUCCCUCCUGCCUCGCCGGGGGACCAGCAGCGCUGUGAGAAGUGUGGCCAGCUCGUGCUGGUGUGGGAGUUCCCAGAGCACAUGGACUACCACUUUGCUCUGGAGCUGCAAAGUUCCUUCAUGGAGCCCAGCACUCCCAUGGCUCCAGCAGCAGCUCCCAGCCCAAAGGCUGCAGCUUCCAGGUCUCCUGCCAAGGCAAAGAACAAGCCCAAGACUCCAGCAGGAUCUAGUGCAAAACGACCCAGAGAAGGUGUGACAAAAACUUUAGAUUUUUUCUUUAAGCGCUUACCUCCUUAACUCCCAGCCAUGCUGGGAGUUUUGAGAUAAUCAGUAUUUUUAAAGAAUCAGUGUUUUUAAAUACAGUUAGAAGUUUUUA
Fulmarus glacialis (Northern fulmar) is the source of this 1686-nucleotide messenger RNA. It is a transcript of the gene POLH, whose product is annotated as polymerase (DNA directed), eta. NCBI's taxonomy places the organism in Eukaryota, Metazoa, Chordata, Aves, Procellariiformes, Procellariidae. The transcript is spliced from 7 exons. The record is from RefSeq and is a predicted model, not a curated record. Gene Ontology annotation, molecular function: DNA-directed DNA polymerase activity; damaged DNA binding. Gene Ontology annotation, cellular component: site of double-strand break; replication fork; nucleus. Gene Ontology annotation, biological process: response to radiation; error-prone translesion synthesis. The annotation marks the transcript as partial.